This is a messenger RNA of Biomphalaria glabrata, 541 nucleotides long. Its product is annotated as protein FMC1 homolog. The coding region runs from base 58 to 435 and encodes 125 amino acids. NCBI's taxonomy places the organism in Eukaryota, Metazoa, Mollusca, Gastropoda, Planorbidae. The transcript is spliced from 3 exons. Gene Ontology annotation, cellular component: mitochondrion. The record is from RefSeq and is a predicted model, not a curated record.
UGCUGGUUGAUUCUAUGAUCUAGACAUCUAGACUAGAUCUGGCAAUAUAUAUAGUCUAUGGAUCUGGCUAAUCAAAACGAAAGUAGGGACAAAAUGGCUUCCAAUUCUUACAGAACAUUGAGGUCAUUAGCAAGAGAACUAAAGUUGAUUUACAAAAAGAAAGAUAUGUGUGAAGUACCUGUUUAUGCCUACGUUCAAGAACAAUUUAGAAACUUCCAGGUGACUGGUGAAAAGAUGUGUAGGGCCAGACAGGAAGCUGAACAUUUGGCUCAAACAUAUCUGUGCUAUUUAGAAAGCACCAGAAAACAUGAGGCUAUAUCUGCUCACUACAGAGGUAAAGGAGAGAGAAGUGUAGAGAGCAGUGCAAAUAUUGUUGGCUUAAAGCUGCCCAAGUUGUACAGUGAAGAAACAGCCCAGAAGUCUCCUGAGCAUUGAUUUGUUCAUUAGAAGAUUCUGUUGAAACUUUAGUGUAAAUAGUAAAAUUAGGACCUGCAAUUGGAUAUGAAAAUUUUAUAUUUGUAAAUAAAAACUAUUUGUUUUC